Molecule: messenger RNA, 462 nt
Organism: Puccinia graminis f. sp. tritici CRL 75-36-700-3
Lineage: Eukaryota; Fungi; Basidiomycota; Pucciniomycetes; Pucciniales; Pucciniaceae
Exons: 1
Coding region: 1-462 (153 amino acids)
Source: RefSeq, a predicted model, not a curated record
AUGAAGCUCCAAAUAUCUGCCUGGAGACAUGGCACCAAGCGUUCAGAUGAUCCAUCGAUGGCGAUCCAAAGAGCCAAGCAAGCAUCAUCCACCAGGAUGCAGGAUAUUGAACAAGGGCAUGAGAUCGAAGAUUUCGUCAAGGCCAUUAGCACCGGCUUGAAGCCUCAUGACACUCAAGUGAGAGGAUCAAGACACAUUGAUGAGCGUCAGAGAGGCUUGAUCGAGAGCCUUGAAGAGCGUCUGAGAGGUUGCAAGAUCGAGAGGUCUGGGGUGCUCCAACCCAUGGAAAGCCCCUCGGUAGAUAUCCUGACUGAGGUCACAGUGCUGGAGUCACUCCGAUGUCGGGCACUGGAGAUCGACCGAUCGCUGCUCUCAUUCUUUCUGGUCGAUCUCGAGUUUCUCGACCAUCUCAAGAUCCUCAACCAGUUCCUGUUUGUGACACAAUGUUCAAUGAGCGGUUGA